GAUGCCCCGCCCCUUUCACCUGGAAGGGGCGGGGCAGCGGGCCCUGACGCCAUCAGAGAGCGUCCGAAGAGGUAGCGGGCGGGAGUUGGAGAUGUUGGAGUCGCUUUUGGCCCUUGGCGGCCUGGUGCUGCUGAGGGACUCCGUGGAGUGGGAGGGGCGCAGUCUCUUGAAGGCGCUUAUCAAGAAAUCUGCAGUGUGUGGGGAACAAGUCCACAUCCUGGGCUGUGAAGUGAGCGAGGAAGAGUUUCGUGAAGGUUUUGACUCCAGUAUCAACAGCCGGCUGGUUUACCAUGACCUCUUCAGAGACCCUCUCAACUGGUCAAAGACUGCAGAAGCCCUUCCUGGGGGGCCCCUGGGAGCCUUGAGAGCAAUGUGCAGGAGGACAAAUCCUGGUCCUGUCACCAUUGCUCUGGAUUCACUCAGCUGGCUGCUGCUUCACCUUCCCUGCACCACACUCUGCCAGACCCUGCAUGCUCUGAGCCAUCAGGACUCCCGCCCUGGUGACAGCUCCCCAGUGGAGCAGGUGCAUGUGCUGGGCCUGCUACAUGAAGAGCUUCAUGGCCCAGGCCCCGUGGGAGCAUUGAGCAGCCUUGCUCAGACUGAGGUGACCCUGAGUGGCACAAUGGGUCAGGCCUCUGCCCACAUCCUCUAUCGGAGGCCCCAACAGCGCCCAACCCAUCAGACUCAGUGGUUCUCCAUCCUGCCUGACUUCAGCCUGGAUCUCCAAGGGGGGCCCCGGCUAGAGUCCCAGCCCCUCCCAGAUCCUCACACACCUCCGGUGGACCCCACGACUCAUUUGACAUUUAACCUUCACCUAUCCAAGAAAGAGAAAGAAGCCAAAGAUAGCCUGACCCUGCCCUUCCAGUUCAGCUCUGAAAAACAGCAGGCUCUACUGUGCCCUGGGCCAGGUCAGGCUACCAGCCACAUCUUCUAUGAGCCAGAUGCUUAUGAUGACCUGGACCAAGAAGACCCAGAUGAUGACCUAGAUGUUUGACUGGCCAGGAGAUCUGACUGGACUAUAAUUGGAAGGGGAGGAGGAAGACCUUGGGUCCCUAACUAUCCUUCUCUUGUUCAUGUUGUCCUUGCCCUGUCCCUGCUGCACCUUUGUUACCUGUGUCUACGGAGGCCCUGCCCUAUGACCCAUGAGGGAGCAACAUCUAAGCAGGGCCAAAAGUGCGAUGGGGGCAUGGGGGAAGGUCAGAGAAUAGAAACUCCCCCCCAAGCCUAAUAAAAAUCUUAAUUUUUUUAUUAAAAAAGAAACUCUUUGGGAGCUAUUUAAGCAAGAGUUGGGAAUGGAAGGAACUGGAGGAUGGGAAUGGAUGAGGGAAGCCAAGCACCUGAGGCUUCUGUAGUCAAUAGUCAAAGUAUUAGGGCCUGAAUGACAGUGAAAUGGUUGGGCAGAGAUGGCCUUGCACACUAUUGGUGCUCGAUAAGUGUCUUUUUAACUGAAGCAGGUGUACUUUAGGUUCCAGGCUCCCUGCAAGGUUCUGGAUGGGAAGAAAGUAAAGGGCCUUAAGGGGAAAAAAAAAAAAGAAGCCUACUUUCCAAAACAUACUGUUUAUUACUGUACAAAAAGCACAACCUCCCCUCUUUUCGUCUCCCCCAUCCACCCCCCCAGGGAACUGUACACGGUGUGCAGGGCUGGAGUGACCAGAGGCUUCUGCUACGCACCCUGCCCAAGGGCUGGGUUCUCUGCCUCAGGUCCUCUCAGGUGUCUGGGCACACCCAUAGGCUGCCAGGCUGGGGCAGAGGGGUCCCAGCUCACA
Diceros bicornis minor is the source of this 1766-nucleotide messenger RNA. RefSeq names its product elongator acetyltransferase complex subunit 5 (gene ELP5). Lineage: Eukaryota; Metazoa; Chordata; Mammalia; Perissodactyla; Rhinocerotidae. The coding region runs from base 2 to 994 and encodes 330 amino acids. The record is from RefSeq and is a predicted model, not a curated record. The transcript is spliced from 8 exons. Gene Ontology annotation, biological process: tRNA wobble uridine modification. Gene Ontology annotation, cellular component: elongator holoenzyme complex; nucleus; cytosol. Gene Ontology annotation, molecular function: tRNA binding.